CACAGACUCGCCACUGACGAGCGACACAGUUGAACCGCGCACAUCUCCCCUACAGAAAGUCUCUCUAAAGACUUCUGCUGCAUCUAGGGUUUACGUUGAGUUACGAAUGGUGAACUCGUCUGUGGAGUUUUUGUUGAAUAGUAACUGCUUUAGUUGUCAAAAAGGACCUAAAGACCCGUGUUUCCUCGAAGCUAUCAUGCUGAACACAGAGGAAAGUUCGUGGUUAGCUGGGUCUCGGCUGACCUGCUCCAUCCCUCAGUCUCCAGGGCCUCUGUGGUGCUCCGAUGCCCCUCACCCACUACUGAAGAUCCCGGGUGGGCGAGGGACGGUCAGGGAUCACUCUCUCGGCGUGCUACUACAUAAGGAUGAAAAGUUAACCGUGACACAGGGCGCUCCAGGGAGUGGGAACCCCUCUCUUCUACGCUUCCACUACCAGCUAAGUGAGCGCCGCUCGGCCUUCUGGGACACCGUUCUAUCAGGAGACAGCUUAUAUCUGGAGAUCCCUGCUGGUUCGCUCGCGGAGGGAAGCAAAGAAGGGCUAACAGCUCUGCUGGAGUUUGCAGAGGAGAAGCUCAAAGUUAACUACGUGUUCCUGUGGUUCCAUAAAAGCAGAGAGGAUCGAUUGUCCAUCAUCAAGACGUUCCACUACAUGGGCUUUGAGAUGGUGAAGCCAGGCAACCCCAUGGUACCCACCCGGCCCGAUCUAGCCUUCAUGGUUUACUCUCUGGACAACAGCAGCUCAGACGAGGAGUGACUGCCACCCAGUCUCCUGACACCUCCCUCAUCCACCCUGACUCUCCUUCUACCUCCCCGUUUCCCCCCCCAACAGAAACACACACCCUCUGCCUCGACUCUCACUCCCGCCCGAACUCCAAGUCUCCUCUCAGAAGUCCUUCAUCACUGACCGGGAGGUGUCUCCUUUUUUUUUUUGUGAAAAUAGACUUUGUGAUCUAAGGAGGUUUUAAAGCGGUAGGAUUUCCAUAUGAUGCAGACACCCCCCCACCUCCCUAUGGUUCCCUUCCCAGAGGAUCACAGCAGACUGGAGAUGGAGAGGCGUAGCUCGAACUGAGUCACCACACACAUCGUUUUGUUUCUCUUUUCCUGCUUGGUGAUUCCCCGCUCAACUUUAUUAUUUUUGUGCUAUGAUCAACAAGACACACAACUAGGAAGAUGUGGUGAUUUACAUAGAAAUUCAGCAUAUCUCUCCUCCGACAGCUUCAACCUUUUAUAAGAAAAGAGACUUUGGUUUGUCUUUGUGUGCUGUAAAACAUGCAAGCGGUGCUGGUUGGGGUAAAAAGAGGAACUUAAGGCUUAGAUUUAGUAAAAAAAAAAAAGUUAUGCUUCAUGAUAUAAAUGAUGGUGAACGCCUGAUGUGUUACAUUUAUCCUCAAAGCACAUGUAAACAUUUCUUUACAGUUCCUCCUGAUAUAUGUUAAAGGCAUCAUUCCAGCACAUGUCACACACUUUGGGGUUUGUGUUACAUUUUUUUUGCUCCAAUCUACCCAAAACUGUCUCACCACAAAUGUAGAAAUCUCCUGUUAGUCUCUGCGCUCGCGUCACAGCUGAGCAGCAGAUCGUAUAUUGAAUGUUGAAAUGAGGAAGCUGCCAGCUCGCCGAGGCAAACAUCUCCUCUUCCUCUUCUGGGCGAUAAUCAGCUGUGUGUUUAUUGACCGACUGAAGAGGAAGAUUUACCCAGUUCACCCAUGACACCCAGAAAUGAGUGCUUAGAGUUUAUAUUUUUCAAGAGUCAUAAGCUGCAAAACAGUUAGUGUGAGGUGACCAGGUUUACAGAGGAACUCCACUCAUUGUUUCUUUGUAUUAAAAUGUCAAAAUGAUGCUCAAAUCCAGUGAAGCUUAAGCCCCAGUUUGAACCUUUCAUGCAUCUCAUUCAAGUCAAGCUCAGCAUCCAUUUUCAUUUAGUGAAAAGAAACAUCUGAUGAAGGUUGGAAAUCUGUGAAGGUUGUGAAACAGCAUGAAACACUGACCUGAGGGGAUUUCCAGCAUCCUGUGGGACUCCAUUCAGUCACUUGCAUAAUAAGAGCGCUGUUAAACACAGAGCGGUUUGAAUUUGUGUCAAAAUUCAGGUAGCAGGACACGACCGCAUGAACUUCCAAACAUCAUUUUGUGUGAAAAUCUGAAAUAAUACAAUUCAGAUCUCUGCAGGGAAAUCUAACCCUUUGAUAGAGCGUUUUAUUACUUUUGAGUCGUGUUAUUUUUUGGAUGUUCUGUACUGCUGCUAUCUGAAUUUUAAUCAGGAGCAAGAAGCGCGUCUUCAGAGGACAAACGUCUCUGUAUUUACAACGAUAGUUUUGUUCAUCCCCACGGUUCUGGAAAUGUUUUUAUAACAAUGUUAACUUCUGUUUUACAACCUUCUGGGAUUUUCCAAAGAUCACUGAACCACCCUGUGACUGGAAUAAUGCUUAUACACGAGAGGCACAAACUGGGCUCUGUGAGGGCUUCAUUCAGCCCUGUGCAGUCAUCAGUUUUAUUUCCCCAAGUCAGCUGAAAGCUUGAUUAAAAACGGGGCUUUUUGUGCCUAAAGAGGAGAGUGCAAUGUCAACGAUGUUUGUUUUUUACUCUUGAGUCUUAUUGAAGAAUGUCUCCCAUAUUUCAUCCCAUGCAGAUCAGACCCUAAUGUGAGAGAAUGAGCUCAUCAGAGGGGGGCAACAGCAGCAGCAGCAGCACUUCAGGUUAUUACCAUAUAUGCAAACAGCAGGAGGAGUCCUGUGCAGGUUUUAUUUUAGGUUUUUAGUACUUUUGAACAAAACGCCAAAGAGCCCAUUGUCUGUAAAAUCUUCAAACAUGCUUUGGAAUUCAGCUGAUUUAAGCCCUAGUUUGGUAUGUAAAGCAAUAUAAACCUACAUUCCCCAUGCCAGCCGUACUACCUGUAACACCUCAGAGAAAACACAUGAUAGUCGACUGUUCCAUGUUGGUGUUGGGAUGGGGUGGGGCCUUUCUUCUUUUUAUUCUUCUUUUUUCUGCAUGUGUUCAGAACAUACGAGUCUUCAUUGCUACUGAUCGAGCCCUGACUAUAAGCUGUUAGGAAAUGUCAAUAUAUGAAUUUUUUUUCUCAGAGGUAUAUUUUUAUGUAUGUAUAUUUCUCUAAUGUUUACUGUGAUAGUUUAGGGUUCUAUUUUUUGUUCUCAGUGACGAUAGUUUUAGUGAACAUUCAAUGACAAUCCACUCUUGUAUACUUGGAAUUUUUUGUCUGGGGGGGAAACAAUAAAACUUGUUAUCUAAA
Notolabrus celidotus (New Zealand spotty) is the source of this 3241-nucleotide messenger RNA. It is a transcript of the gene oaz2a, whose product is annotated as ornithine decarboxylase antizyme 2a. Gene Ontology annotation, molecular function: ornithine decarboxylase inhibitor activity. The record is from RefSeq and is a predicted model, not a curated record. Gene Ontology annotation, cellular component: cytoplasm; nucleus. Gene Ontology annotation, biological process: positive regulation of protein catabolic process. NCBI's taxonomy places the organism in Eukaryota, Metazoa, Chordata, Actinopteri, Labriformes, Labridae.